Messenger RNA from Diplodia corticola, 1800 nucleotides. Its product is annotated as methylcrotonoyl-carboxylase subunit beta. Gene Ontology annotation, biological process: L-leucine catabolic process. Gene Ontology annotation, molecular function: methylcrotonoyl-CoA carboxylase activity. Bases 1 to 1800 code for a protein of 599 amino acids. NCBI's taxonomy places the organism in Eukaryota, Fungi, Ascomycota, Dothideomycetes, Botryosphaeriales, Botryosphaeriaceae. Gene Ontology annotation, cellular component: mitochondrion; methylcrotonoyl-CoA carboxylase complex. The transcript has 5 exons. The record is from RefSeq and is a predicted model, not a curated record.
AUGGCCUUCCGAACGCGCACCGCCCUGCGGCGCACCCCGCUCCUCUCCACCGCCCGCACAAAACCGCUCCUCCUCCGCCGACCCGCCUCAUCACCGCCCCGCGCCGCCGCCGCCGCCGCAGCUUCCUCGACUGCCCGCCGCACAAUCGCAACCCACACCUCGACGCACCACGCCACGCUCCUCUCGACGCUCCCCGCCUCCGUCAGCGCCGCCGACCCCUCCGACCCCACCUUCCGCGACAACGCCGCCUCGUUCGCCGCCGUGCAAGCCCGCGUGUCGGAGCUGCACGCGGCCGCCGCGCGCGGCGGGCCCGACAAGGCGCGGCAGCGCCACGUCGAGCGCGGCAAGAUGCUGGUGCGGGACCGCAUCGCCGCCCUGGUCGACCCCGGCACGAGCUUCCUGGAGCUGAGCGCCCUGGCCGGCCUGGGCUGCUACGAGGGCGAGGAGGUGGCUGCGGGCGGCAUAGUGACGGGCGUCGGCGUCGUCGAGGGGGUGAGGUGUGUGGUUGUGGCGAAUGACAGCACGGUCAAGGGCGGGACGUACUAUCCCAUCACUGUGAAGAAGCAUUUGAGGGCGCAGGCCAUUGCGCAGGAGAAUAGAUUGCCGUGCAUUUACUUGGUCGACUCUGGCGGCGCCAACUUGCCGCAUCAGGCCGAUGUCUUCCCUGACCGCGAACACUUCGGCCGCAUCUUCUUCAACCAGGCCAGAAUGUCGUCAAUGGGCAUCCCUCAAAUCAGCGUCGUCAUGGGUCCCUGCACCGCCGGCGGCGCCUACGUGCCCAGCAUGUCGGACGAAUCCAUCAUCGUCGACAAGCAGGGCCACAUCUUCCUCGCCGGCCCGCCCCUAGUCAAGGCCGCCACCGGUGAAGUCGUGAGCGCCGAAGACCUCGGCGGCGGUGCUCUGCACAGCGAAAUCUCCGGCGUGACGGAUUACCUCGCCGUCGACGACGCCCACGCCCUCGUCCUCGCGCGGCGCAGCAUCGCGAACCUCAACUACCCCAAGGCCGCGGCCCCGUCUCCCUCGUCGCUCGACGCGCCCAACCGCACGCCGACGUACGACGAGCCGCUCUACGACGCCAAAGAGCUCGCCGGCAUCGUCGGCACCAACCCGCGCCUCCCCGUGCCGGCAAAGGCCAUCAUCGCGCGCCUGGUCGACGGCUCGCGCUUCGACGAGUUCAAGCCGCUGUACGGCACCACGCUCGUCACGGGCUUCGCGCGCAUCCAGGGGCACCCGGUCGGCAUCCUCGCCAACGACGGCAUCCUCUUCUCCGAGGCGUCGCUCAAGGGCGCCCACUUCAUCCAGCUGUGCAGCAAGCGCGGCAUCCCGCUCGUCUUCCUCCAAAACAUCUCGGGCUUCAUGGUCGGCGCCGACGCGGAAAAGGGCGGCAUCGCCAAGAACGGCGCGAAGCUCGUCACGGCCGUCAGCUGCGCCGACGUGCCCAAGUUCACCGUCGUCGUGGGGAGCAGCGCCGGCGCGGGCAACUACGGCAUGUGCGGCCGCGCCUACUCCCCCCGCUUCCUUUGGACCUGGCCCAACGCUCGCACGUCGGUCAUGGGGCCCGAGCAGCUGUCCUCGGUCAUGGAGGCCGUCGGCAAGCAGGCCGAUCCCGCGCUCAAGGCCCGCAUCGAGCGCGAGAGCGAGGCUACCUUCGGCAGCGCCAGGCUGUGGGACGACGGCAUCAUCCCCCCCGAGCACACACGCGCGGUGCUCGGGUUGGGAUUGGAGGUGGCGAGCCAGGGGCGCGCGGCGGAGAGGAGGGAGAGGGAGAGGGGGGAGAAGUGGGGCGUGUUUAGGAUGUAG